AUGGUGUUUCCGGACUACUAUUUCUUUGCUGAGAGAUGUUUGGUAAACCAUACCAUCGAAAAGAAACGUGUCAAUAACUUGGAUGACUGUGAGCUAAUGUGCUACCUGAACGACGACUGUGUCAGUCUUAAUUUCAAAAAAGAUCCAGAGGAUGAGGAACCACCUCACCUCUGUGAACUAAAUAACGCCACUCAUCUGAAAUACGACAGUGACUUGAUAACUGAUGCCAAUUUUUAUUAUCGUGGGUCGAAGGUGAGUUACAAAUCGAUUUUUCCAAAUCGUCGCUUUUGAAUAAUAUAAUAAAAGUAAUUAAUGUUUAUGCAAAUUUUCGUGUAUUCGAUCAUUCGGUGUUUCGUUUCUUCUUUCAUCUUCAUUUUUCUUCUUCUUUAGAACGCUUGUGACAAGAGUCCCCACUGCGAAAAUAACGCAACUUGCCAGUCUGGAUUUACACUCAAGGGAUAUCGAUGCUUGUGUCCGCCUGGAUUCGAAGGAGAAUAUUGUGAAAAGGGUAUGAGUCUAAGUCGACACUUGAAAUGAACGUAUAUGAGAUUUUUUCUGACUUUCAAUGCUGGUAUGACAACUGUUCUUUAGUUGCUGAAAGUGGCGUGAAUUUAUCUCACUGUAUAAGGUGCUGAAACUUAGAAUCUAAGAAAAAUUUCUUUCUAUAUUCCAUUGAGCGUGUGGAAUGUAUUCUUCGUUCGCUUUUUGUAUAUUUUCGUUUUGUUUUGUUUUGGUUUGUGUGCUUCUUUGUUGUUUUUUGUUGUUGUUUUUUUUUGUAUCUGUUUUUGUUUGUUUUUGCUUUAUUUUUUUAUUUGCCUUGAAUGUUCGACGCCUUUCUACGGCAAAAUAAGAGCAGUUCAUAUGUAUGUCAAAUGCUUAAUAUAGUAACUGCGAGGAGAGCUCAGAAAUAAUAGCUUAAUUGAAAGGUACGACCAGAGAACACUAAAAGUAAGAAGCCUUCAAACAAAUUGAGGUUUUUGCGAAUUGCUGAGUUCCUAUGGCUCUUUGAUAGAAACCAAAAUGCUUUUGUCUUUAGUUGAUAUUUUAUUCAUGUAUUUUUUUCCUCUGUUUCUUUCUAAUUUUACGAUAGAUACUGAUAAAUGCAAAGCAUUCCCUGGCAAAUGCCACAAGAAGGCUACGUGUUAUAUCACAUGCGGAUCAUACGUGUGCACAUGCAAAUCUGGAUCUAUCGUAGAUGGGCAUGAUUGUAAACGUAACCGUCAAUAGUCUCAAAAGCCGUUAGAUUCUCGUUGAAUAGUACAAUCAGAUUUUGCUUGGUUUGUUUUUUGUUGAUGUUUAUUUUGGUAACGUGGCAAGCCAUGUUUUAAUUCUUCAAAAUAGAUAAGACAGCUACUCGACUAAAAGUUAUUAAGUGAUAAUUUUUUUGCAGAGAUAACUCGUUUUCACUAGGUACGACAAUCUCGCGUUCUCCGCAAUCCAGAAAAAGGUUGAAAACAGCCCAUGGCUUGCACUCUUAAACACGGUAAUGGCUUAUACACUGGAAUUUUUGCAUCAUUUUGAAAUCCCAAUUUUUUCAUCUGUGAUUUCAUAGACAUUGACGAGUGUAAAGGAAACCACUCUUGUCACGAGAAUGCAAAGUGCACCAACACCAUUGGAUUACAUGUGUGCGAUUGUCAGCCUGGAUAUACUGGAAAUGGACAAAACUGCACAGGUGAAUUUGAUUCACAUAAGAGGAGUUCAUAUGUUUGUUGA
Messenger RNA from Pocillopora meandrina, 1713 nucleotides. Lineage: Eukaryota; Metazoa; Cnidaria; Anthozoa; Scleractinia; Pocilloporidae. The record is from the annotation of a GenBank genome assembly.